AUGCAGCGCCCCGGGCCCUUCAGCACCCUCUACGGGCGGGUCCUGGCCCCGCUGCCCGGGCGGGCCGGGGGCGCGGCCUCUGGCGGAGGCGGGAGCAGUUGGGGCCUCCCGGGUUCCCACGUGCAACCUCCUGGGCGCCCGCAGUCCGGAACCCACGGCCGCACUACUGCCAGCGGCGGGGACGCCAAUUGCGUCUGCCCGUUCCCCUCCACGAUGUCCAAGGCCGAGGAGGCCAAGAAACUGGCGGGCCGUGCGGCCGUGGAGAACCACGUGAAGAAUAAUCAAGUCCUGGGAAUUGGAAGUGGUUCUACAAUUGUCCAUGCUGUGCAGCGAAUAGCUGAAAGAGUGAAACAAGAGAAGCUGAACCUCGUCUGUAUUCCCACUUCCUUCCAGGCCCGCCAGCUCAUCCUGCAGUAUGGCUUAACUCUCAGUGACCUGGACCGACACCCAGAGAUCGACCUUGCCAUUGAUGGUGCUGACGAAGUAGAUGCUGAUCUCAAUCUCAUCAAGGGCGGUGGAGGCUGCCUGACCCAGGAGAAAAUUGUAGCUGGCUAUGCCAGUCGCUUCAUCGUGAUCGCUGAUUUCAGGAAAGAUUCAAAGAACCUCGGGGAUCAGUGGCACAAGGGAAUCCCGAUUGAGGUCAUCCCGAUGGCCUAUGUCCCAGUGAGCCGAGCUGUGACCCAGAGGUUUGGGGGCGAGAUUGAGCUCCGAAUGGCUGUCAACAAGGCCGGUCCUGUCGUGACGGAUAAUGGGAAUUUUAUCUUAGACUGGAAGUUUGACCGGGUGCACAAAUGGAGUGAAGUGAACACAGCUAUCAAAAUGAUCCCAGGUGUGGUGGACACAGGUCUCUUCAUCGACAUGGCUGAGAGAGUCUACUUUGGGAUGCAGGACGGCUCAGUGAACAUGAGGGAGAAGGCUUUCUGUUGACCCUGUGGAGGGGCGUGUGGGGACGCCGAGUCCCCAGCCCUCAGCUGGGUGGAUGUGCCUCUCCACGAGCCUUUGCCUUAACAUACCUGUGCCAGACGGGAAGCUGGCAGGAUGAGGGGCUGGGGGUAGUAGCUCCAGUCUUUUGAAGUAUUGUUUCUAAGUAUCUUUUUAAAAAGAGAAAUAUAAACAUAUAUAUUUUUACUAUUAUAAAUACUCAGUUUUUUUUUAUAAGUAGAACUUGAUUUCAUGUUUUAUAUGAAAAUUAUUUACCAAAAAAAGGGAGGGGACUGUCUUUUAAACUUUUAACUUGAGCCUGCUGGUUAAGCUUCUGAAUAUUGGGUUUGCCAAGAAAUGUAAAUAAAAACUUUUCUUUUAACUGGUGAAAUGAAGAGUCCAGCCAGCAGCGAUUCGCUGAUGCCUUACUGGGAGCAUUCGAGUUUACUCUUCCACUGCUGUUCUGUUUUUAGUUUUUGUUGCCAUCACAACACAAUACCUAGUUACAUAUUUUAUGAUGAGGUUUACAAAAGGCUGGUGAGUGUAAUAGUUGUGGUGUUAGUGCCUCAGAGUGCAAACUAUCAGGGAGAAGAUGCAGUGGUUCUUCUGCUGAGAUCAGAAGGGCUUCAUCGGGAUCGCUGCUGCUGGAGGCAAUUGGCCAGAAACACUUGCCAGUACUGCCAGAGCACUGCUGUGAAAUGUGAACUACCCUGAAGUGACUGUUGUGUUGUUGUUAAUGUUUUCCUUUGUUAUUACUUGCAUGGUUUGGUAGCAGAAGUUGUCACCUCCUUAUAUUGUUUGAGGAUUGAAAUAAAAGAGUAUGGUGCCA
Molecule: messenger RNA, 1750 nt
Organism: Manis pentadactyla (Chinese pangolin)
Lineage: Eukaryota; Metazoa; Chordata; Mammalia; Pholidota; Manidae
Gene: RPIA
Product: ribose 5-phosphate isomerase A
Exons: 9
Coding region: 1-927 (308 amino acids)
Biological process (GO): D-ribose metabolic process; pentose-phosphate shunt, non-oxidative branch
Cellular component (GO): intracellular membrane-bounded organelle
Molecular function (GO): ribose-5-phosphate isomerase activity
Source: RefSeq, a predicted model, not a curated record